This is a messenger RNA of Dromaius novaehollandiae (emu), 1287 nucleotides long. RefSeq names its product isocitrate dehydrogenase (NAD(+)) 3 non-catalytic subunit gamma (gene IDH3G). The record is from RefSeq and is a predicted model, not a curated record. The transcript has 12 exons. Gene Ontology annotation, molecular function: magnesium ion binding; oxidoreductase activity, acting on the CH-OH group of donors, NAD or NADP as acceptor; NAD binding. Gene Ontology annotation, cellular component: mitochondrion. The coding region runs from base 68 to 1198 and encodes 376 amino acids. Gene Ontology annotation, biological process: isocitrate metabolic process; tricarboxylic acid cycle. NCBI's taxonomy places the organism in Eukaryota, Metazoa, Chordata, Aves, Casuariiformes, Dromaiidae.
UGGCCCUCCCCGGGCGGGAGGCGCUAAAGUCUCGCGAGACUGGCGCGGAGGCCAUCGCGGAGCAGCCAUGGCAGCGGCGCUGAAGGCGGCGCGGCACCUCUGGAGACCGGCCGUGCUGGGGCCGCGCCCGGCCUGGCUUUCCCACGAUGCCGAGCGGCGGCACCUCCCGGCCCCGCCCCCCGCCAAAUACGGGGGCCGCCACACGGUGACGCUGAUCCCCGGCGACGGCAUCGGCCCCGAGCUCAUGAUGCACGUCAAGGAGGUGUUCAGGCAUGCCUGCGUGCCCGUGGACUUCGAGGAGGUGCGGGUGAGCGCCGAGGCGCCCGAGGACGACGUGCACAACGCCAUCAUGGCCAUCCGCCGCAACGGCGUCGCCCUCAAGGGGAACAUUGAGACCAACCACAACCUCCCGCCCAGCCACAAGUCGCGCAACAACCUCAUCCGCACCAGCCUGGACCUGUACGCCAACGUGAUCCACUGCCGGAGCCUGCCCGGGGUGGAGACGCGCCACCGCGACAUCGACAUCCUCAUCGUGCGCGAGAACACCGAGGGCGAGUACAGCAGCCUGGAGCACGAGAGCGUGGCGGGGGUGGUGGAGAGCCUGAAGAUCAUCACGGCGGGGCGCUCGCGCCGCAUCGCCCACUACGCCUUCCGCCUGGCCCGCCGCGCCGCCCGCCGCAGCGUCACCGCCGUGCACAAGGCCAACAUCAUGAAGCUGGGGGACGGGCUCUUCCUGCAGUGCUGCCGCGAGGUGGCCGCCGAGUACCCGGAGCUCGACUUCCGCAGCAUCAUCGUGGACAACGCCACCAUGCAGCUGGUGUCGCGGCCGCAGCAGUUCGACGUCAUGGUGAUGCCCAACCUCUACGGCAACGUGGUGAACAACGUGUGCGCCGGGCUCGUGGGGGGGCCCGGCCUGGUGCCCGGCGCCAACUACGGCCAUGACUACGCCGUCUUCGAGACCGCCACGCGGAACACGGGCAAGAGCAUCGCCAACCGCAACAUCGCCAACCCCACGGCCGCCCUGCUCGCCGCCUGCAUGAUGCUCGACCACCUCCGUCUGCACAGCUACGCCUCCACCAUCCGCCAGGCCGUCCUCGCCUCAUUGGACGACCCCAGGACGCACACGCCCGACAUCGGGGGCCAGGGCACCACCUCGGGGGCCGUCCAGAGCAUCCUCUCGCACCUCCCCCGCGCCUAGGACGCCUGGGCCCCUCCGCUCCGCUACGGGGGGGGGGGACAACAGGGAACCCCCCCUCCAAAAUAAACGAGUUUAGCGUGUCUCCCGGA